AUGAACCGCAAGCAAGUGACCAUCAUGGGGGCCGUCCUCGGCUCCAUCGUCGGCCUGGUCAUCGUCAUUGGGAUACUAUACCAAAUCAGCAAGUGCCGGCCUGGGGCUGCGACGCGAGACAACGAGGUGCGAAGCACGCCCUUCACGCGCGGCGAGGCGCCCGCGUCGGCGUGGUUUGCCGGGCGGCGGCACACCGAGGCACAGGCGCAGGCGCAGGCGGCGCUGCCGCCCCCGCCGUACGCUGCUGCGCCGGUCGGACAGCGGCUCAGCGUGCCCUCGGCGCCGACACCGGCACAUCUGCCGCCAAGCCCCGUGACGAGUCUGCCGCCAUACCGGCCUUCAGCGAAAUAG
Molecule: messenger RNA, 351 nt
Organism: Vanrija pseudolonga
Lineage: Eukaryota; Fungi; Basidiomycota; Tremellomycetes; Trichosporonales; Trichosporonaceae
Exons: 2
Coding region: 1-351 (116 amino acids)
Source: RefSeq, a predicted model, not a curated record